UUUGGUUCCGUGUCAAAUCAAAUAUUUUAGGUUAUAUCUUAUAUCUGAAAUUUCAUUUCAUUUUCAGAUUUUCGAAUUUUCCUCAAAUUUUGUUGUAUCAAAACAUGGGCGACAAUACCGGUCCACCUCUUUCUAAUGAAGAAGCUUUGAAAUUGUGUUCCUCUCCUCCCGAGGAAACGAAGGAUUAUAUUUUUCAACAAACAAUGUAUAGAAUCAAGGAUCCGAGGAAAUCUAUACCAUUUUAUACAGGAGUAUUAGGCAUGCGUCUCCUUACUAAGCUAGAUUUUCCUGCCAUGAAAUUUUCCCUUUAUUUCAUGGGAUACGAGAACUCUGAAGAUUUUCAAGGAGAACUCAGCUCCAAAGAACAAAUUGGAUGGACAUUUGGCAGAAAAGCAACUGUUGAACUUACACACAAUUGGGGAACUGAAAAUGAUGAUGAUUACAAACCUCAUAAUGGAAAUCAAGAUCCAAAAGGCUUUGGACACAUAGGUGUAAUGGUACCUGAUGUAUACAAAGCAUGUGAACGUUUUGAAAAACUGGGUGUGAAUUUUGUGAAAAAACCAGAUGAUGGAAAAAUGAAAGGACUUGCCUUUAUAACAGACCCAGAUGGUUAUUGGAUUGAAAUUUUCAAUAAUGCUAGGGUAGCUGAAGUUGUACCAAAUUUCAGCCAAUGAUUCAAUUUUUUAUUUUACACUUAUUGUGUUUGUAAAUAAUUUUUAUUGAAGUUUAAAAUAAAUCUAUAAUAAGUUUACUGUUUUUUUAGACACCACUCACAAUAAUGUAUAAAGAAAUAUCACCAUGAAGGGGAAAUACAGAUACCCAAAAGUAGCAAAAAGUACAUUUUAUAUGCUUACUGGAGAUUCAGUUAGAGAAAAACUCAGAAAAAAAAAACAACCAAUACAUGAAUUAUCUUUUUGCAUAGGUACUUUUGACUUACAUUGUAUUUGCCCUUUUCAUUAACCUAUACAAAUGGAAAUACAUCAAAUAUAUAUGUAUAUUAUAUAAAUCAACAACUUAUUCUCACAUCCACUAAUGACUACUGACUAGGAUAAACUUUCAAAUAAAUAACAAAUGCACCAAUAGAAUUUUUUAACUGUACAGGAACGAACUCCUUAUAAGGUGAUGUGUUCAAAUGAAAAGUAAAAUGUUUUCCUUGGUGAUCCUUACUGCAUCUUGAAUUGUAAAAAUAAAAGGACAAAUACCUCUUUGGCAAAGUAUAUUGGAGGUCUAAAAUGUUUGCAACAACGAAUUUAUUGCCGAAAAUAAUGGUGUUGUAAGUGAGUGUGUUAGAACAACCUGAAAUGUUGAUUCCUUAGUAGCAUUUGGCGCAUUCAUGCGCAUUACAAUGCGUUGAACUGUGGUUAAUAGGAAUGUGAAUUCGCUAAAAUAAGUAUACACGCGUUCUAUAAGACAAAAUACGAGGACAUGUUUGUUUGAUAUCUGUUUUUGUGAAGUCAUAGAUGUGGUUGUAUUCAGAUUAAUUUUUCUAUAAAAAAUUAUUUCCAUCCAUUUUUGAUAAUUUUAAAAUUGUGUAAGUAGUCAUUUUCAAUAGUUCUUGCAGGUAUUUUUUGUUUUUUUGGCAAUUUAAAAUGUUAUUAUCUAAAAUUAUAUCGCCCUGUAUCUCCUAAACAAAACGGGUUUGAAAAAAAACAAAGGACAAAAUAUUUCUCAACAAGAACUCCUAGGAAUUUAUAUGGAGUAAAUGAUCAAAGCUGGAUGUUUGUCUGAUUGACUCAUUGAAUCUAGACAUGGAGAAUUAAACUUAUAUGUUUUGCUCAUGAGAGUGUUUUUAGACUUCUUCUAAUACUGAAUUCAAUAACAAAAUUGGAAAAAAAACUCAUGAAAAACAGGAUAUAAGACACUACUGAAGAAUUCCAACUUGAAAAAAAUCACAAUGACCACUCAACUUCCUAUAAAAUGCAUGAAAUCCCAAACGUAAACAAACGUUAAAAGUAGCUUUUAUUAGUUACUUGAAUGUCCACAAGAGAGCGUCUCCCUUAUUUUGAAUCUAUUCAUGGUAGUCUAGGAAAUCAUCUGACGUUGCGAUGACAUACGUCAGAUGAUGACCUUGACUACCGAAAAUUGCAAAAUGCAUUUUUCAACGAAAACAGAGAGACCAAUAUGUAUAUUGAUUACCAUAGAGCAUUAUCUUCCGUAAAUCUCAUCCAAUGAAUGACCCACUACCAUUGUAAAUAAAGGAUCCAAGGAAAACAAAGGACCCCGCACCAUUUACAUUGAAAUCUUGUCUACUGUGAAAUUUUGUGAAAAUCUAGGAUUGGAUAGAUCAAAUCAUGCUGAACAAGAAAUGUCUUUUGGUCCAAGGUCCGUUAUGCCCGUUAAAAGAAGUUAUAAGCUCUUGAAGCCAAACGAGAUAACCUCUACCAGAACAGCACAACCUGUGUGGUUUUGGCUAAUAUAUUUUUGCGUUGUCAGAUGAUGGUCAUUCAUGUUAUAUCAGUAAAAGUCAUUGAGCAAAAGCGUAUUACUUUGUUCAAAUACAUAUUAGAUGGGUUAUCAGAAUAGGUUUCGUUGCUUUAUAUGUGGUAGCGAAGGCAAUCUUGAUGCUAUGGUACGCAUCGAUCGAGAUAAAAAAUACAUCGUCGGUGGGUUCUAGAGGAAGAAAGGAUGUACCCCUAACCGAUCGUACUCGUUUAUUUCUGUACUGUAAUUGAUCCAUUAUAGAGGAACUUGGGAUUCGGGAUAAUGUUCAUUCUAUGAACCUGAAUGUUGUCUUUCCCAUCCAUGCAAGAGUGUGCAUACUUUGUGGCGCAAAUAAUAAUUAGUUGCUAGAGUCAAUGUAUAUAUUGUGAACGAUAUUUUUAUCCCUGAAAAUGCCCAAUCUUGUCUGGAACAUGUCAACGCUGAUGGUGUAAUAUUGCCACCAUUGAUUGGUGGUUUACGGUUCUACGGACAGGCCACUAAUAGUCCCCGGUCUAGACUCGCAACGUAUUUGAACAAAGUAAUACGCUUUUGCUCAAUGACUUUUAGUGACAUAACAUGAAUGACCAUCAUCUGACAACUCAAAAAUAUUCGCGGGAAUCAAUGUUACCAGGUAGCGCUCGGUUUUCAUCGUUCCAUGUCAAAGCCACGUCAAAACUGGGGGAAAACAAACUCAAUCCUCAUUCAAUCCCAUUAGUGCCAUUAGCUUGUGUACUGUGUACUGAUAAAAGUGAUA
This is a messenger RNA of Phaedon cochleariae (mustard beetle), 3175 nucleotides long. The record is from the annotation of a GenBank genome assembly. NCBI's taxonomy places the organism in Eukaryota, Metazoa, Arthropoda, Insecta, Coleoptera, Chrysomelidae.